Messenger RNA from Gekko japonicus, 2570 nucleotides. It is a transcript of the gene SPOP, whose product is annotated as speckle type POZ protein. Lineage: Eukaryota; Metazoa; Chordata; Lepidosauria; Squamata; Gekkonidae. The record is from RefSeq and is a predicted model, not a curated record. Gene Ontology annotation, molecular function: ubiquitin protein ligase binding. Gene Ontology annotation, biological process: proteasome-mediated ubiquitin-dependent protein catabolic process; regulation of proteolysis. The transcript has 10 exons. Bases 203 to 1327 code for a protein of 374 amino acids. Gene Ontology annotation, cellular component: nucleus; cytoplasm.
CAGGCAUGGUGGUGGAGCGGGGAGGGGCGUUUUUUUAAAAAAUAUAUCUCCACACAGUGCACCUGCCUGGGUACCCGGCUUACACCUCCCUAUCCCGAUAGAGAAUAAAGUGGCAGAAGUUACUUAUUGAGGCCAACAGGGUGAAGACUGUGGGUACAGAUUUCCUUAACCUGUGAAAUCCUGUUCGACCUCCAAACUGGCGAUGUCAAGGGUACCGAGUCCACCUCCUCCGGCAGAAAUGUCAAGUGGACCUGUUGCUGAGAGCUGGUGUUACACUCAAAUUAAAGUGGUCAAAUUCUCCUACAUGUGGACCAUCAACAACUUCAGUUUUUGCCGGGAGGAAAUGGGCGAGGUCAUCAAAAGUUCAACCUUUUCAUCGGGAGCUAACGAUAAAUUGAAAUGGUGUUUGCGUGUGAACCCAAAGGGCUUGGACGAAGAGAGUAAAGAUUACCUUUCGCUCUACCUGUUGUUGGUCAGCUGUCCAAAGAGUGAAGUCAGAGCCAAAUUCAAGUUCUCCAUCUUGAAUGCAAAAGGGGAGGAAACGAAAGCAAUGGAGAGCCAGCGAGCCUAUCGGUUUGUGCAAGGCAAAGACUGGGGCUUCAAGAAGUUUAUUAGGAGAGAUUUUCUCUUGGAUGAGGCCAACGGACUCCUUCCAGAUGAUAAGCUCACUCUCUUCUGUGAGGUGAGUGUAGUGCAAGACUCUGUCAAUAUCUCCGGCCAGAACUCCAUGAACAUGGUGAAGGUACCUGAAUGCCGCUUGGCUGAUGAGUUGGGAGGCCUCUGGGAAAACUCUCGCUUCACAGACUGCUGCCUGUGUGUGGCAGGCCAGGAGUUCCAGGCUCACAAAGCCAUAUUAGCAGCACGUUCUCCGGUUUUUAGUGCUAUGUUUGAACACGAGAUGGAGGAAAGUAAAAAGAAUCGAGUCGAAAUCAAUGAUGUGGAGCCAGAAGUUUUUAAAGAAAUGAUGUGCUUCAUUUAUACGGGGAAGGCACCCAACCUUGACAAAAUGGCGGACGAUUUACUUGCAGCUGCUGACAAGUAUGCGCUGGAGCGUUUGAAGGUGAUGUGUGAGGAUGCUCUGUGUAGCAACCUGUCUGUGGAAAAUGCAGCAGAGAUUCUCAUCCUGGCUGAUCUACACAGUGCUGACCAGCUAAAAACUCAGGCAGUCGACUUCAUCAACUACCAUGCUUCAGAUGUCAUGGAGACUUCAGGCUGGAAGUCAAUGGUCGUGUCCCACCCUCACCUGGUGGCAGAGGCGUAUCGUUCACUGGCCUCCGCGCAGUGCCCCUUUCUGGGACCGCCACGCAAACGGCUGAAGCAGUCCUAAGGCUCGGACCUCGCAUCGCACAACCCCGCGUGUGUGUGUUUGUGGUUUUUUUUUUAAAAUGGAAAUAGCGACAGGAACAGUUGCUUCUCCGACCUUGACAACCAGGUAGACAAUGCAACCUGUGGAGCUUUUUACUCUGUUGUGGGGAGGGUGGGACCGGGGGUGGGUGGGAUAAACAGACUGCUUUGGGACAUGUAGACUUUUAAACAAAAAAGGAAAAAAAAAACAGCACCAAGUAAACUUGGGGGCAAAUGGGGGAGGGAUGGACUUUGGGUAAAGGGGGGCUGUUCAACCUAAUAUAUCCCUGUUGCUGCGUUGUCUGUGUGUUUCCCUUUGACUUGGCUGAGUAAAGAACUCAAGGGGGUUGGCCAGGUGCCGCCCCGAGACAAGCAUCCAAAUGAUGACAUGGAAUUUUAAGGAAAACAAAACAAAAAAGAGACAGCCAACUGCCUCUGCAUCUGACGGCUGCAGACCAAGAAGCAAGGCGUGCUUGGAGCAAAGAUGGCCCUCUCAUUGUUUUGGAAACGAUUAUGUGAGAGAAGGGUGGCGGCAGAUACGCCGAUGGAAUGGAGCUCACGGACGGGAGCAUCCCCGGGGAUUUUCUGUUGAGAGACUUCCGAGAUGGAGAGACUGUCUCCCUGUGCCGAAAUUCCUGUGUUUGCCACGCAGCCACGAGGUGACUGUUCUCUCCCAGUAGCACUUGUAUACAUGACUUGCGGGGGGUGGGGAGAGAGAACUUCUUUCUCUGUCUCUUUCUCUCUAAAAAAAAUGGCUACUUUUUAGAGGUGAAGAGGAGGACUGUGUGAGGCCAAUACUGCCUGGAAGACGUGGACGGGAUGGAGGCAGCCACUAGUGGCAUUCAGGAGCUGUUGCGAUUUAUUCUUGACUUGGAAUCAGCUAUCCAAGAACAAUGGCUACUUGUUUAGAUAUCGUGGGAAUUUUGUUCUUCUGGUAUCUCCCCCCCCCUCCCCCCGUUUUAGUUUUGUUUCCUCCUGUGAUUCCUUCACACCCUCUGAAUUUUCCGUUUCUUUAAAAAAAAAAAAAGAGAGAAAUAUUAUUGUUCAUGAACACUGUGUCAAAGGUUUUUCUUUUUUGUCUUGAGUUGGUGAAACGAUUCUUAGUGAGUGUUUGUAUUAAGUUUGCUGAUGUGUAGAAGACCUGACCCUGUUCUGUUUUCAACCCGUUUUCUUUUACAGGAAUGACAUUCCAAAGUAGCUGGUAAACUUUCUCCCCCCCUCCCCCU